Messenger RNA from Cynara cardunculus var. scolymus (artichoke), 1408 nucleotides. Its product is annotated as ubiquinone biosynthesis O-methyltransferase, mitochondrial. NCBI's taxonomy places the organism in Eukaryota, Viridiplantae, Streptophyta, Magnoliopsida, Asterales, Asteraceae. The record is from RefSeq and is a predicted model, not a curated record. Gene Ontology annotation, biological process: ubiquinone biosynthetic process. The coding region runs from base 290 to 1201 and encodes 303 amino acids. The transcript has 10 exons. Gene Ontology annotation, molecular function: 2-methoxy-6-polyprenyl-1,4-benzoquinol methyltransferase activity.
AAGGCCCCACGUAAAUUGCAACUAAAGUUGUUUCUUCGAGUUCAAUCUCAGUCCUUUCCUGAAAUAUCAGCGCAGAAAUAUGGUUCUGGCCUCAAAAUCAGUUACUUGAAGAAAACAUGGGAAAAGAACAUCAUCGGCAUUUUCUAAUCGUCAAGCUCGAAAGAAAAGAAUAAAAGAUCUGCAAUUUGCAAUUGCUAGAGGAGCCAGUUCAGAAAGAGCGAGAGAGAUAACACUUGCUUAUUGAGACUCAAACUGAAGAUUGAGCAGAAAUCAUCUUAUUGCAGUGGCCAUGUCUCGCACCAUGUUUACAAGGAGUCUAUACCAACUACAAAACUUAUCCAGAAGCAAUGGUCUUUCCCUCCAUAGUUCAAGUACUAAUUUCAAACAUGCAGUUCUUGCAGCUUUCCAGCCCCUUCUUCACAGUAGGCCUUACGCCAACAAUCCUCAGCCUGCUGCUUCUGCUUCUUCUGUGGACCAAGCUGAACUAGCCAAAUUUGCGGCUAUUGCUGAAAGUUGGUGGGAUGCAGAAGGUCCUUUUAAGCCAUUGCAUGUUAUGAACCCUACAAGGCUAACUUUCAUUCGGUCGACUCUUUGCAGACAUUUUGGAAAGGAUCCAUUUUCUGCGAGGCCGUUUGAAGGACUAAAAUUUAUAGAUGUUGGUUGUGGUGGAGGUAUUUUAUCUGAGCCUUUGGCUCGCAUGGGGGCUUCUGUGACAGGAAUUGAUGCUGUGGAGAAGAAUAUCAAGAUUGCACAAGUUCAUGCGGAUUUGGAUCCUGUAGCUUCCUCGAUUGAAUAUCGUUGCACAACUGCCGAAAAUUUGGUUGAAGAACAGAUGAAGUUUGAUGCUGUUAUUGCUUUAGAGGUAAUUGAACAUGUAGCAAAUCCUGAUGGUUUUUGCAAAUCCUUAUCGGCAUUAACUAAGCCUCAUGGAGCUACUAUCAUCUCAACAAUUAACCGUUCUAUGAGAGCAUAUGCAACUGCCAUCGUUGCGGCUGAGUACAUCCUGCAUUGGCUUCCCAAGGGCACACAUCAGUGGUCGAGUUUUUUAACUCCGGAAGAACUAGUAUUAACACUGCAGCGUGCUUCUAUCUCCGUUGAAGAGAUGGCUGGCUUUGCAUACGAUCCCCUGACCGGUCAAUGGUCAUUAACUGACGAUAUCAGUGUCAACUUCAUUGCCUUUGGUAUUAAAAACAGCGAAUAAUUCCCCGUUAAGCUUAAAAUCAGCAGUUUGUGGCCAGCUUUAGAACGGUAUGUCCCUGUUCUUUGUCUAGUUCUCUUCUAUUAAUAAGUAAUCACUCUUUGGAAACACAGUUACAGUAAGUUGUUAGAAUAUUCCACAUCUUGUUAACGAUAUCCGUUAGCUGAUGGUUUCUGUUCAUUUAUCUCAUGGAAACUGCAACAUUUUUUC